Eimeria maxima is the source of this 1101-nucleotide messenger RNA. RefSeq lists its product as hypothetical. Gene Ontology annotation, cellular component: nucleoplasm; ribonuclease H2 complex. The coding region runs from base 1 to 1101 and encodes 366 amino acids. The record is from RefSeq and is a predicted model, not a curated record. Gene Ontology annotation, biological process: RNA catabolic process; ribonucleotide metabolic process. The transcript has a single exon. Lineage: Eukaryota; Apicomplexa; Conoidasida; Eucoccidiorida; Eimeriidae.
AUGGCGAAGCCGCUGCCUUCUCCCAGUCAAUUGCGGUUGCUGCUGAUUCCCGGGGAAACAACCCCACCCAAUAAACCACUGAAUGAUGCAGCAGGUACUCCACGGGAAAGCUCUGCGUGGCCGACACUCCUCCCGUUUUCUCUGCCUUACCCAUCAGCGCCAGAUGUGAUGGUGGACUUCUUCGUCGCUGGUCAGUCCAUUUACGAGAUCAACAAGGGCUGCAGAAGCCUGGGCCCCUGCUCCGCGCUGCUGCCCCCAGAGGUGGUCUUGAGCGAUGCAUCGUUGCUGUUGGCAACUCCCAUAGACCCCCUCCUCCUCCUACUGCCCCAUUUGAAGCAGCACGCUGCAUCCUCUUUCGUUUCUCUGAUGGACGCCGUUGCUCCCACCAAACUCGAGCUGCAAAUCCGCCGCAACCUGCAGGCAGUAGCACAGCACCCCGCGGUGAUCCGCCGUCUGCACUUCUUUUGCGACAUUCGGUUGUUGAAUGGAACAAACAAUGUUGCUGAGCAAGAGGUAGGGUCCGCCCGCCCCACUGCAACAGCACAGCAGGGCACUGCUUCUCCCGUCGCACCAUCAGCAGCAGAGGCCUCUACGGCCGUUGGCGCUGAGGAGGAGAAGAGGCGUCUAUCGGCGGCAAUGGGUGAGACUCUGUUUGUUCGGUUUAAUAUGGAUAAGACUUUGGCCUUCCUCGCAAGGAGACACGCAAAACUUGCCGCUGCAAUUGCAUUGCAGCGAGGGGCCGGCAGCAGCAACAACGGCGAGAAUGGCAGUAUUGGUUCAACUCCCGCUGACUGCAGCAGCAACACCCUCGCUUUUUCGUUGAUUUCUGCCUAUUUAAUAGCACCAAUUGCUACCGCACUCGAGCAACGCCUCAAGAAGAACGGCAUCCUCCGAGCCGCCCAGCCCAGUGGGUCAGAGAAGAUCUGCAUGCAGAGGCCGGCGAAAGCAAGCAGCGAGAGCACUGGAGUCGCUCCCGCAGAAGCAGCAGCAGCAUCAAAAGCCUCGAACUCGACUAAGACCGGGACCCGACUAAAAAGAGCAGCGGGAACUGCUGCUAACGCAAAUGCCCGAAAGACACAGGCCAAGAAGAGAGCGUCCUAG